Molecule: messenger RNA, 1945 nt
Organism: Tachysurus vachellii
Lineage: Eukaryota; Metazoa; Chordata; Actinopteri; Siluriformes; Bagridae
Product: probable E3 ubiquitin-protein ligase RNF144A-A
Exons: 4
Coding region: 942-1736 (264 amino acids)
Source: RefSeq, a predicted model, not a curated record
UUCUGAUCUGCAUGUUUAUUGAAUGUUUACAAAAUAGAGUCUUGUGUAUAUGAAAGCAUUAUUUAAGCAUGUGGUUUACGUGUGCAAGCUCAAUCACUUGCCUAAUCACUUGUGCAUAUGCAGAUUUGUUAUACAGUUAAUCGAAUGCCAUCAAUAGCUGAAUUCAGUUAAGUUGCUUCAUAAUGACAACUCAGUAAACUGGGGUGUUUUGCCCUGCCCAAAAUAUAUGAAAGUCACGUGAAUGGGCUCCAUCAAGAUAUUUAAUUAUCCAUGCAGUGAGGUAUAUUCUGGUAUCAGAAAUUGCUUUCAUAGCUGAUCAGUGGCUUAAGAAGUAUUCACAUACAGUUUCAUGCAAAGGAUUGAGCAUCUUUGGCAGAAUAACACAAACACACACACACACACACACGCCAUAUAAUCAAGUAGAAAGCCUUUCUAGAAGAGUGGAAGUUAGCUUGUUUUGUUAUGUUAUGGUUGAGACUCGUAGUUCAUGUGAUCUGAAAUUUUGAUGUUACUGCAUAGGCAUCCUUUACAGUUUUCUUACCUUGCCUGUUAGUAUCUAGCACAUAGUUUUUUACACCAUACAUUUUCUUUCUUUCUUUCUUUCUUUCUUUCUUUCUUUCUUUCUUUCUUUCUUUCUUUCUUUCUUUCUUUCUUUCUUCAUUUUUAAACGAACAGCAACAAGUUCACUUUUGCUUCCUCAUUACAAACCUGCUUUUCCAUUAAGAAUUAAUCUAGUCCUUUUGUAUUUCUGACUCUCUGCACCAACAUGCUUUGCUUUCUGUUUAAUAAAAGAUUUAGAGCUUUUAAAAAAACUUUGCACAUAAACAACGUAAUUCAGGGAAACCACACAGUCUUUGCAACAUGUCUUGGGACUUUCCACGAAACCGAAAGUCAAACUAUGAAUCACGGAGCAGAGCAUCAGUGACUCUGAUCUAACGAAUAUGGAAGAAGGAAACUGUCACGAUCCUAACGACAUCGGCCUGAAAUUUGUUGAUCGACCUGAUGACAUUACACUUGAUGAUGAUCCCAACACACAGAGGAUAGAGAUGCCUUGUGGACAUGCUGUGACACCGGAAUCCCUCACAGCCUACUGUCGCAGUCGUCUGGAUCAGGCCAAGUACAAGUUCCUGUGUCCAGCUCUAAAAAAUGGAACAAAUAAAAUGUGUGAGGCUGAGUGGAAGUACGUAGACGUGCGGAGGAUUGCUUUACUGAAUCAAGAGGAGCAGAAUCACUUUGAGGAGACUAUGGCUGAACUGGCAGCAGCUGAGUACAGUGAAUACAACUCAUGCCCUGGUUGCAGUUCAUAUGUUGAGAGGAAGGAUUUGACCAACCUCUGUGUACUCUGCACCAUCUGUACAGCUGAUGGCGAUAAGAGGUUUGAGUUCUGCUGGCAGUGUCUGAAGACCUGGAAAGGGCCAGCACCUCGCUCAGACAAGUGUGAAAACAGUGGCUGUGUUAAUGAUAAAAUUGAGAAGCUGUUAAAAUGUGAGGAAAUAAUAAUAAUUUCAGUUCAAAACCUAAAAUGUCCUUCAGUGAGAGCUUGUCCUACAUGUGGAAACUUGGUUGAACAUGACACAACAGGAUGUAAGAAUAUAAUAUGCAAUCGCUGCAAUGUUGAAUUCUGCUUUUCUUGUUUAAAGCUCACUGCUGAAUGUCUAAAAACAAGCUCAUACUUUAUACCUUGCUUAAAUGGUGUAGCUCCUCGGCAAGCAUCCAUUCCAACCUGGAGUAGGUAGAUACCUAAAAUCUUGGCAUAUUAUAAUGCCAAAACACACAGUUUUCAGUCUCUUUAAAUUGAUCUAUAGCCAUAAUAUUAAUUAAUUAAUCAAUGAAUUAAUACUUUAAUUUGGUAUGAGCUGUUUUGAUAGUUGUCCUCAGGUUAUAUAAAAAUUAUGUUGUAUUUGCUUUUGCUGUCAUUUGCUAUAUAAUUUUGAUUAGCACAAAU